Molecule: messenger RNA, 1908 nt
Organism: Hevea brasiliensis (rubber tree)
Lineage: Eukaryota; Viridiplantae; Streptophyta; Magnoliopsida; Malpighiales; Euphorbiaceae
Exons: 5
Coding region: 1-1908 (635 amino acids)
Source: RefSeq, a predicted model, not a curated record
AUGUGUAAGAAUUGUCCAACGCAUGUGCGUGAAGAGCUACUAGAGUAUAUGCAGCAAAAGGCUUCAGCAAAGAACUUAGAUAAACUGCCUGAUUAUGAGGAUGUUGAAACUCUUAGAGAUGAUGAAGAUGAAGAUGAUGUUGGAAUAAUUCUUGGAGGCUCAAAAGGAAGUAGUGAGGUUCAAAAGAAGGCAAGGACAAAGGGACCAAUAGAUUUAUAUUUUGCCAAAAGUGCUGCAAAGGUGGUGCAAGAUAGAAAAAAUUCAAAGCUGAAGCAAACCACUAUUAAUGUGGCAUGUAAAAAGGAAUUGCGAAAAAAAGCAUGUAAGGAUAUAGCUCGAUGGAUGUAUGAUGCGACAAUUCCUUUUAAUGCCAUCAAUUAUCCAAGUUUUCAAGUUAUGGUGGAGUCUAUUGGACAAUUUGGGAUUGGUAUGAAAGCACCUAGUUUUCAUGAUGUGCGGGUUCCCUUAUUGAAUGAACAAGUUGCUGAGGUGAAGAAUUCAUUAAAGUCCUAUGAAGAAGAAUGGGCAAAGUAUGGUUAUUCUAUAAUGGCAAAUGGUUGGAUUGAUAAAAAACAAAGGACUUUGAUUAAUUUCUUGGUGAAUUCUCCAAAGGAAACUAUUUUCAUGGAAUCUGUUGAUGCUUCAGAGUACUCAAAAACUAGUGAUAAGAUGUAUGAGCUGCUUAAUAGAUUUGUAGAGCAUGUUGGAGAGGCUAAUGUGGUUCAAGUUGUGAUAGAUAAUGCUAGAAAUUGUGUGCUUGCAGGAAAGUUGUUAGAAACAAAGCGCCCUUAUUGGACUCCUUGUGCUACUCAUUGCAUAGAUUUGAUGCUAGAAGAUAUUGGAAAAACUCCCAACAUUCAUAACACAAUUAAAAGGGCUGUGACAUUGAAUGGAUAUAUUUACAUUCAUCCGGGUGUGGUGAACAUGUUGUGGCACUUUACUGGUGAAAGAGAGCUAAUUAGACCAGCUGUCACAAGAUUUGCAACUGCUUUUCUCACCCUUCAACUUCGUGUGCUUAGAUUAGUUUAUGAUGAGAAAAUGCCUGCAAUGGGAUAUAUUUAUGAGGCAAUGGAUAGGGCUAAAGAAGUAAUUGCAAAGUCAUUUGAUGAAAAUGAAGAAAAAUACAGGACAAUUUUUGAGAUUAUUGAUAAACGAUGGGAAAGCCAACUCCAUCGACCUUUGCAUGCAGCUGGAUAUUAUUUGAAUCCUGAAUUUUUUUAUUCAAAUGAUAAAAUUAAUGAAGAUGUUGAGGUUGUUACCAGUUUAUACCAAGUUGUAGCAAGGUUGAUUCCAAGCAAAGAAGAGCAAGACAAAAUAAUGGCACAAUUACCUUUUUAUCAAAAUGCUGAAGCUACAUGGUGGCUAACUUAUGGAGCAGCAACUCCAAAUUUGAGAAAUUUUUCUGUCAAAGUGCUUAGCCUCACUUGUAGUGCAUCUGGUUGUGAGCUAAAAAAAGGAAAUAGACUAGCUCAAAAUCGCUUGAAUGAUUUGGUGUUCGUCAAGUACAAUUGGUCAUUAAAGCAUAGAUAUGAUGCACGUGACCGCAUUGACCCCAUCUCAUUGAAAGACAUUGAUGAUAGUAAUAAAUGGUCGAUGGAUCAAAUGGAGGAAGAGAUGGAUAGAGAUGAACUUGUUUUUGAAGAUGAUGAUUUGACAUGGAAUGUGGUUGCUGAAGCUACUGGGGCUGAAGAGGAUGCCUACAAUACUAGAUUAAGCAAAGGGAAAAAGGUUGCAUCUACAUCACAACAAAAAAGAAAAGCAUCAUCCACUCGUACUUCUUCACUUCUUAACGACGAGGAAGAAAAUGAUGAUGAUGAAGAUGUUGAUUUGGAAGAUGAGUAUGAGGAGGAUAAUGAAGACGAUGAAGAAGAUGAAGAGGAUUUUGAUAUUUCUAUUGAUGUGGAUUGA